Molecule: messenger RNA, 961 nt
Organism: Olea europaea var. sylvestris
Lineage: Eukaryota; Viridiplantae; Streptophyta; Magnoliopsida; Lamiales; Oleaceae
Exons: 3
Coding region: 59-604 (181 amino acids)
Source: RefSeq, a predicted model, not a curated record
AAACUGCCAUAAGACCAAUACUCCCCUCCCCAUUUUUCCUCAGAAAAUCUAGAGAGAGAUGGGAAAUUGCCAGGCCAUUGAUAAUGCUUCUCUAGUAAUUCAACACCCAAAUGGAAGAGUAGACAAACUCUAUUGCCAAGUUUCUGCUAAAGAAAUCAUGAAAAUGAACCCUGGUCAUUAUGUUGCUCUUCUCCUCACCACCACUUUAUACUCUUCCUCCUCCGCCUCCGCCGCCGCCGCCACCAAGAACAGAAGUUUAGUAGAAAAUAACAACAUCCCGGUUCGAAUUACGCGCAUAAAACUUCUUAGGUCAGCAGACAACCUUGUUCUUGGACAUGUUUAUAGACUUGUCACUGCCCAAGAGGUGAUGAAAGGAUUGUGGGCUAAAAAGCAUGCAAAAAUGAAGAAGCAACAGCCAGAAUUAGAAGACGGAGAGAGUUCAGAUUUUGGGACAGCAAUUAAGAUAACUGAUAUGGAGAAAAUCAAUCAGGUGAAACAUGAGAGGCAUAGGUCAAGAAAUAACACAGUAACAAAUUCUGGUGCUGCUGCAAAAUCCAGAAUUUGGCAACCUGCAUUACAGAGCAUUUCUGAGGCUGGAAGCUGAUUUUUUAACUUAUUCUUAAGAUUGAGAUUCUGCCAAACAUACAGUAGAUUAUAAGUGAAAAUCAGUAUCUCAGAGAAAAAGGUCCAGUUAUGGAGAAAUUGCAUUGGAAACAAGAGAGACUCAAAAUUGCACAUUGUGAUAAGUAGUUCUCCUGUUAAUUAAAUCGUUUCAUCUAAAUGUUUAUAUGGUUAGAGAAGUAUGAAAAACCACAUGUCACAACUAACCAUUCUGAUUGCAUUUUACAUUGCUAAAAACGCAUGCCGGAAAUUUACAAGUAAUUGUUACGGACAGACGACUUGGGAAAUGGGAAUCAUUAUGAGUUUUAAAUAUUUAGCGGAGAACAUUUGUUGCGAAAUA